Molecule: messenger RNA, 975 nt
Organism: Hirsutella rhossiliensis
Lineage: Eukaryota; Fungi; Ascomycota; Sordariomycetes; Hypocreales; Ophiocordycipitaceae
Product: ATP-dependent DNA helicase PIF1
Exons: 3
Coding region: 1-975 (324 amino acids)
Source: RefSeq, a predicted model, not a curated record
AUGGGAGAAAACGCGGACGGCGCACGUUGUGCCGCCCACGGAGCGCGCCAUGGACGACGAGGGUCGGUGGAGAUCGAGGAACUCUUCGCUCUGCUCAACCAAAGGCAGGAAACGGGAGGCGAGGCUGAAGGGCACGGGCCCAACGAAGAAGGCGCGGGUCGUGAUGGAGUUGGUGCUAGCCCCGAUCAGAACGUUCGACCAAUCAACGAGGUGACGUCUUCCGGCAUGUUUGGGCUGGACGGACCGCCAGACGUGGCGGAUGUCGAGCUGCGCAUGCUGAGUGUGGCGAGGAAGGACUUCGGCAAGGUCGAGCGCGUUGCCCGCUCGAUGACCGCGCAAAGGUUAGCGGCGGCGAGGUCGAGUUGGAGCUCGGGCAAGACGACCGAUGAGGGCGUGAAGGAGCUUCUCAGGAGCCUCUCGCUGUACGGCCACCGGCAACCCAUGUCGAGAGAGGUUCGGCUCAAUAUGCGGCGGAAAAUCCAGUCGCUCAUCGUUGGCUACGGCGUUCCGGCCAUCUGGUUCACCAUCAACCCAAACGACAUUACGAACCCGGUGAAGCUGCGACUGGCGGCAUAUCGGACACGCGAUCCCGGCGCGGCCGAGGAGUUCCUAGAAGGCCUUGGGAGUGCGUACAAGCGGACAAGGCUGGCCAUGUCCGAUCCGAUGAGCGCCGCCGUAUUCUUCCACCGGGAGAUGAAGCUGUUCUUCGAUCAUUACGUGAAGGUCGGAGAAGAGUCGGUAUUCGGGCGCAUCGGCAAGUACUAUGGCGCUGUGGAGACCAACGAACGAGGGCGCUUCAUGUUCACGGCUUGCUCUGGUUGCACGGAAACGCGCAUCUCAGCUCGAUGCUUGCCGACAUCCACGGGGAGGAUCAGGCGGCGUAUCGCGAGCGAAUCAUACGAUACGUCGAUAGUGUCUUCUCCGAGGAUCUGGAUCAGGAAGGGUUCUGCGCCGUGCAAGCGGAGCGAUCUGUGA